Molecule: messenger RNA, 1422 nt
Organism: Penicillium longicatenatum
Lineage: Eukaryota; Fungi; Ascomycota; Eurotiomycetes; Eurotiales; Aspergillaceae
Product: SUN domain-containing protein
Exons: 2
Coding region: 1-1422 (473 amino acids)
Source: RefSeq, a predicted model, not a curated record
AUGAAGUUCGACAUUUCUCCCGCCCGAGCCGCCGCGCUCGUCGCUCUCAUUGCGAGCGUGGAGGCCGCCCACCACGGUCAUCUCCAUGCCCGCCACCACGAAGCCCGUACCGUCCCGGAGAGUACUACUCUUCAGAAGAAGAGUGGACAGUGCCAGUUCCCGUCCGAUGCGGGAUUGGUCUCGAUUACUCCCAAUGAAGAGAACGCCGGAUGGGCCAUGAGCCCCAAUCAGCCCUGUAAGCCCGGCAACUACUGCCCCUACGCCUGCCCGGCUGGUCAAGUGUCCAUGCAGUGGGAUCCAGAGGCUACCUCCUACACCUACCCCAUGUCCAUGAACGGCGGUCUGUACUGUGACGAAAACGGUGACAUCCAAAAGCCCUUCCCCAGCAAGCCCUACUGUGAGGAUGGAACUGGUGUGGUCUCGGCUCACAACAAGGCUGGCAAGGCCGUGUCCUUCUGCCAGACUGUGCUUCCUGGAAAUGAGGCCAUGCUGAUCCCGACUCUGGUCGAGGAGCUGGCUACUCUGGCUGUUCCAGGUAUGUCUUACUGGUGCGCUACUGCUGCCCAGUACUACAUCAACGCCCCUGGUGUUACUGUUGAGGAGGGCUGUAUCUGGGGUACCAGCGCCAACCCCGUGGGUAACUGGUCUCCUUACACCGCCGGUGCCAACACCGAUGGUGAGGGUAACACUUAUGUGAAGAUCGGCUGGAACCCCAUCUACCUGGAACCUACCACUCCCUUCCGUGACGUCAAGCCUGAGUUCGGUAUCGAGAUCGAGUGUGAUGGCGACGACUGCAACGGCUUGCCUUGCCGUAUCGACCCCUCCACCAUGGGUGUGAACGAGAUGAGCGCUCCCGAUGUCUUCACUGGUGCCGGUGGUGCGACUGGCUGUGUUGUUACUGCUUCCAACGGCUCCAAGGCCAGAAUUGUUGUCUUCGACAUUGAGGGCAGUGGUUCCAGCUCGAGCGAGACUGUAUCCGUUUCCACCAGCACUGUUGCUCCUUCAAGCACCAGCUCCAGCAUCUCCAGCAGCACCUCCACUUCUACUCCCACUCCUACUCCGACUUCCACUAGCACCACCGAGACCCCCACCUCGACUAGCACUUCGGUCUCGACUUCUACUCCCUCGACUACCUCGACCUCCACUUCUACUCACACUUCGAUCCCCACAUCUACUCUCACCCGCCCCACUCACCAGAGCUCCAGCACUAGACUGCCCAAGUCUAGCCCUAGCAUGAGCUACACCUACCGCCCGCAAGUGUUCAACCCCACCGGUGCUGCCGAGAUCUCUUCCACCGGAUCUACCACCGGUGCUGCUGCUGCCGCCUCCACCUCGGCCGGUUCCAACGGUGCCUCCAGCGCUGCUGUCUCCAUGAUCAGCCUGGUCUUUGGUGCCGUGGCCGCUUUCGCCAUCAACUUUUAA